Myripristis murdjan (pinecone soldierfish) is the source of this 4880-nucleotide messenger RNA. RefSeq names its product LARGE xylosyl- and glucuronyltransferase 1 (gene large1). Bases 713 to 2980 code for a protein of 755 amino acids. The transcript is spliced from 15 exons. Gene Ontology annotation, molecular function: xylosyltransferase activity; glucuronosyltransferase activity. Gene Ontology annotation, cellular component: Golgi apparatus. Gene Ontology annotation, biological process: protein O-linked glycosylation via mannose. The record is from RefSeq and is a predicted model, not a curated record. NCBI's taxonomy places the organism in Eukaryota, Metazoa, Chordata, Actinopteri, Holocentriformes, Holocentridae.
GCUGGUCAGGAAGAAAGGGCUGCUGUGUUGAGGCCGACACUCAGACACAACUAGGACCUGGACGACGCUGCAACGCUUCUUUGUAAGGGAUAUAUGCGCCACUGGACACAUGGAAACCGAAUUUUAACUAGCAGAGUUUCACGAAACGCCGACCGACGCCGCUGUUUCGCUGUCUCGGGCGGCGCAGUUGUUGUUUUCCUCCCGGCUUGUGUGUCGCUGGCUGCUGGUCACAGUAAUCCGGAGCCCACUGUUAAUGAGACUGAGAAGAGACUAAAGAGCUGCUGUGUGGCGACGCAGCCACAAACCUGUCUGACAUACAAGUCUUUAUUCAGGCCCGGAGGAAACGCACGGCUCGGCUCUGUUGAUGUUAGCCCGCGCUAACAGCUGAGGCCGGGCUGGCCCAGCUAAGCUCCACCGGUAGAGCUCCAACUACACGGAUCAAGUAAGCCGUGGACACCGUGUCGUUUUGCGCAGCUGAACGGGCUACAGAGAGCCGUCUCCUUUUCUGUUUGUGGCACAGAUUGCUUCGCUUGGCAGGAGCAGCAGCAGCGUGUGAUCUAGUCAGAGAUCUUGUUUGGUGAAGGUUUCUCUAGAGGAUCACCACUUUGAACCCCCUUUCUGCAUCAGAUAGUGCCAUGAAUCACUCCGGACAACAGCUGCUGCCCACAUAGAGGUCACUUCACCUCUCUUUCCACUUGCCUUGGCCCAGAGGAUGCUGGGGAUGUGUCGCGGGCGCAGGAAGUUCCUGGCGGCCUCCAUCGCCCUGCUCUUCAUCCCAGCACUCACCUGGCUCUACCUAUCAGCCGGGAACUUUCAAGUGAAGCCACUUCCUCUGUCACCGUUGGAGGCCCAGUCGUCCACACCAGUGGGUGGGGCCGGGGAGCGCCAGGCGCUGGAGCUUCGGGUUCGGGCCGUGGAGGAGGAAAACCGGGCUCUGCGCCGCGAGCUCAACCAGCCACCCAGGAGCCCGCCGGCACGGCUUCCCAACUCCAGUCACCGUGGCAACCAAAGCCGUACCCAUUCAGAGGAAGGCACCGGUGACAAUGAGGGUCAGAAAGCUGCUGCAGCAGGAAAUAGCUCAGACUGUGUGCAGCAGCCAGCAGUGGAUAAGUGUGAGACCAUCCAUGUGGCCAUCGUAUGUGCAGGUUACAACGCCAGCCGGGAUGUGGUGACUCUGGUGAAAUCUGUCCUUUUCCACAGACGGAACCCCCUCCAUUUCCACUUCAUCACAGACUCCAUUGCCCAACAAAUCUUGGCCUCUUUAUUCCAUACCUGGAUGGUCCCUGCAGUCCGAGUUGACUUCUAUGAUGCUGAUGAGCUGAAGUCUGAGGUGUCAUGGAUACCCAACAAACAUUAUUCUGGAAUAUAUGGCUUGAUGAAGCUGGUGCUUACAAAGACACUGCCCUCCGAUCUGCAGCGAGUCAUCGUUCUAGACACCGAUAUCACCUUUGCUACUGACAUUGCUGAGCUCUGGGCUGUCUUUCACAAGUUCAAAGGUCAGCAGGUUCUGGGUCUGGUGGAGAAUCAAAGUGACUGGUACCUUGGGAACCUGUGGAAGAACCAUCGGCCUUGGCCAGCCCUUGGCAGGGGCUUCAACACAGGUGUGAUUUUGCUUCUUCUGGAUCGGCUACGGAAGCUGAGAUGGGAGCAGAUGUGGAGGUUGACUGCAGAGAGGGAGCUAAUGAGCAUGCUGUCUACCUCCUUGGCAGACCAGGACAUCUUCAACGCUGUGAUCAAACAGAACCCAUUCCUGGUUCACCAGCUGCCCUGCUUCUGGAACGUCCAGCUGUCUGACCACACCCGCUCUGAGAAGUGUUACAAAGACGUGUCGGACCUCAAGGUCAUCCACUGGAACUCUCCUAAGAAGUUGAGAGUGAAGAACAAGCAUGUGGAGUUUUUCCGUAACCUCUACCUGACCUUUCUGGAGUAUGACGGCAACCUGUUGCGGCGCGAGCUCUUUGGCUGCCCCAGUGAGGCCGACCACAACAGUGAGAAUCUCCAGAAGACGCUGUCAGAGCUGGACGAGGAUGAUCCGUGCUACGAGUUUCGUCGGGAACGAUUCACUGUCCACCGAACACACCUCUACUUCCUCCACUACGAGUACGAACCCAGCCCAGAUCACACCGACGUCACCCUGGUUGCCCAGCUUUCAAUGGACAGACUCCAAAUGUUAGAGGCCAUUUGUAAGCACUGGGAAGGACCCAUCAGUCUAGCCCUGUACCUGUCAGACGCUGAGGCCCAACAGUUCUUGCGCUAUGCUCAGGGCUCCGAGGUGCUGAUGAGCCGUGGUAACGUUGGUUACCAUAUCGUCUACAAGGAGGGACAGUUUUACCCGGUCAACCUGCUGCGAAACGUGGCCAUGCAGCAGGUCAACACACCGUACAUGUUCUUGUCCGACAUUGAUUUCCUGCCUAUGUAUGGCCUCUACGAGUACCUCAGGAAGUCAGUGGUGCAGCUUGACAUGGCCAACACUAAGAAGGCCCUGGUGGUUCCAGCCUUUGAGACACUGCGAUAUCGCUUGUCCUACCCAAAGUCCAAGGCUGAGCUGCUCUCUCAGUUGGACAUGGGCACACUCUUCACUUUCAGGUACCAUGUGUGGACCAAAGGCCACGCACCGACUAACUUUGCCAAGUGGAGGACAGCCACCACCCCCUACAGGGUGCAGUGGGAAGCUGACUUCGAGCCAUACGUCAUGGUGAGGAGGGACAGUCCUGAGUACGACCGCCGGUUCGUUGGCUUUGGCUGGAACAAGGUGGCUCACAUUAUGGAGCUGGAUGCACAGGAGUAUGAAUUUGUGGUUCUGCCCAACGCAUACAUGAUCCACAUGCCUCACGCGCCUAGCUUCGACAUCACCAAGUUCCGUUCCAACAAGCAGUAUCGGGUCUGCCUCAAGACCCUGAAGGAAGAAUUUCAGCAGAACAUGUCGCGGCGCUACGGCUUCGCCGCCCUUAAAUACAUGACAGCAGAAAACAAUAGCUAGCCUCCGCUGCAGACCCUCACUCGCCUGGUCCUGGACUACUGACAUGGCCUGUCAACCGGGGAGGGGAGGGCACCAGGUAAUGGACAGCUCGUGUUUGGCCAUUUGGAGCGUUUCAGAUAUUUUCAGACUGGAGUUCCUCUGAUUCUCUUACAACCUUUGACCCUCAGUAUAAAGCAGGCAGGACUCCAAGGGUCAUCACGUCCACACUUUGCCCUCUGCUGAAUUCAGGAGAGAUGCUACAUCUGGGACCUGAUCAUUUCUGCCAGGGUGCAAAAGCUGUGGAAGACAACAUGGGUUACUGCUUCUGUUUAGAGCGCCCUGGCUUGGGCCCUGGGCCUUUGGGCCGUCAGUCUCAGCACUGAAGUCGUCCUGCUGUCUGACAAACAACAGAACUGGAUUGUGCAACAAGCAAACCCAAAGUGACAGACUUGACUGUUGCCUUGGAAAGCAGACAUUCAUUGCCUUGCCAUAUUUGUAAGACCAGUGACUGAGUUGUGGGCUAAGUGUAACAUUGUGUGUGUGCGUGUGUGUGUGUGCGUGUACGUAUGCGUGUGCAGAUGAAAGCUGGAGUGUGUGUAUGUGUGUGUGUGUGUGUUUGUCCAAGACAAUGCUUAGCAAAAAGCUUAAGGAGAGCCAAGAAUGAGGCUUUGAAGCAUUGCGGGCUUACAUAAUGUUUGCACGCUGCGAACGGGAGUGUUUUCCAAGUGCCAUGAUGUGACAAAAAGCGGCGCUUUUGACUGACAGCACACCAAGAUUCACUUUAGCAGAAAACGCAACUCAUCACAAAGCAGCAAGAUAAGACAAAGCAGCAGCGCCACGAGUAAACAUGUCCACACACAUUCUGAAAAUCUCAUUCCGAUGAGUGACACAUACUAAGAUAUUAAGGCAGCCAGCCAGGCAACCAUCUGCUAUUGCUUAAUUUGUUUCAUAGCUGAUACAGAUCAAAAUAAAUCUUCUUACUCCUAUGACAAGGGAACUUAAGUGCAAGGAUGGCUGGAGGUCAUACCAACAGUUGAUAUUCAGGGUAUCUUCACAUCACAAUCAGUGCACUGAUAGGGAUUGUGUUUUGCUCUGACAAGAAAACGUGACAGAACUGCCCUCUGUCUUGCAGUUUUUCUGUUUUUCUAUGUGUGUGUACUUGUACCAUUACCAAUGUGGUCUACAUACACAGAAAAUCUCACACCUAACUCCACCUGGUUAAUGAAGCUCCCACAACAUAUUUUACACCAAGGAGCGAGGCGCCAAUCAUUCAGCUCACUGUUUACUCUUUUUUUUUUUUUUUUUUUUCCAACAAUCAGUAUUAUUUAUCAGUGUGUUUACAGUCCUGACGUCUGGAACAGGAGAGCCAGCGAAGCUGCCGCGUAUCCCAUUUCAUGGACAAAAGAGGAUCCGCGGACGGAAAAGGGAUUUCAACUCUAGAACAGCAUUUCUGUGUAAAUCAACCACUUACAGUCAAACGUAGAGAUGUUCAGGGACAAUCUCUCUCUCUGUCUCUCUCUGUCUCUCUCUCUGUCUCUCUCUCUCUCUCUGGUGGUCAUUAUACUGGUCUCUCACUCUGUCCAGGAAAGCUGCAAGCAGCAAGACUCAGCUGGCAGGCCAAGCCGACGCCAACCAGCUGCAGAAGGGCUUGAUGCAGUCGUGCAGGUGUGCUUGUGUCAACUGUGUGAAUGGAUUGUGUAUGUUAAGUGUGCAGCUGCGUGUGAAGUUUGACUCUGUGUGUGUGUGUGUGUGUGUAUGUGAGAGAGAAAGGGAGAGAGAGAGAGAGAGAGAGAGAGAGUGUUUGUGUGUGUGUGGCUUUUGCAAGUGAUGUAUCCCAACAGGGACUAAGAGGAGAUAUAGUAUGUAACUAGGACAGUGCUGACAGACAUGCUGCUACCUGAAUAAAAGCAAAUGAGUGAAA